Apis laboriosa (Himalayan honeybee) is the source of this 3841-nucleotide messenger RNA. RefSeq lists its product as uncharacterized. The record is from RefSeq and is a predicted model, not a curated record. NCBI's taxonomy places the organism in Eukaryota, Metazoa, Arthropoda, Insecta, Hymenoptera, Apidae. The coding region runs from base 278 to 3733 and encodes 1151 amino acids. The transcript is spliced from 8 exons.
UUACAAUUAUAAUUUCAAAGUGGCAUUCGUAUAAUACAAAUGAUUUUUAAAUAUUAAUAAGAUUUUAUAAAUCUUAAAAAUAAUAAUACAUCUUAAAUCUUAAAAAUUAUGUAUCUAUUGAGAAACAAAUUGUACAUUGACAAGUUAUGAUAACGGUGUUUAUAAAUAAUAAAAAUGAUAUGAAAUAUUGAUAUGUUUUUAAUAAUAUUUAAUUACCGUGAAAAUAACACUAUUGAAAACGAAAAUCCUAAAUAUUAUUAAAUAAAAAUACGUGAAAAUGUGUGAUCUUAUAGAUUUAAAUAGCCCUGAUAUAAAGGGUUCAUUAAGUUCAAGACUUGCAUCACCUUUAAUACCAGUUCCUACGGAUAUAUGCAAGAAUUUUAAUACUCGAAAAAAUGAACAAAAUUCUCUAAUAAUAGGAAAACGUGAUAGUUUAGAAAACAAUCCUUUUGAUAUGGUAUUACAUAAAACUACAGAAUAUAUUCAAAAAAAAGAUGACCCUUUUGAAAUGACUUUAGAAAAAGCAAUGAAAUUAAAAUGCAAACAGAAGUCUUCAUUAAGAUCAUCUUCUCUAGAUUUACCAGAUAAUUCAAUUGUUAAACAAAAAAUAUAUACACAAAAAUUAAAAAUGAACCAAACAGCAGAUGAACUAUCAAUCAAUAAAUUAAGUACAAAUAAUAUAAUUACUAAUAAAGUAUCUAAUGAAAAUAUAAUUGUUAAUGUAAGUAAUGCUAAUAUGUUAUGUAAUAAUUCAAAAUCAGAUGUACCUAUUAUUGAGAUUCAAGAUAAUGACUUAUCUAUUUUAAAUCAAUCUGAAAUGAAUGAUAUAUUAUUUGAAACAGAUAAUAAAUCAAAUAAAAAUCAAAUAAAAUCUAUUUUACAAAAUAAAAUGUCAUUACAUGUGCAGAAAGAUAAAAUAAAUAUGGAACAAAUUCCAUUUUCUAAUGUAACUUUAAAAGUUCCAAAAUUUAGACGUUCUUUUUCACAAGGAGAAGCUAUAUCUCCAAAAGAAUCGCAAUAUCUACAUCAAGUAUCAUUAUUUGAAUCUUUAGGAAUUGAUUCAGAUAAUAAUAUUAAUAUAUAUUCUUCAAAUUCACUUGAUUUAUUGAAUGAAGGAUUUUUAAAAAGUUAUUCUAAUGAAAGUUCUAUUUCAAAUUUAUCAAAUAUUUCUUCUAUACCUAAAUUAAAUUCUGUUUCUUCAACAAUCAAUUCAUCAAUAAUGUUAUCAAAUGGAACUAUGAAUCGUACAUUUUUAGAAAGCUGUUCAUCAGAAAAAUCACAAAAUACAAAAUUAAGUGAAAACAUGGAUUUAAAUAAAGAAGUAAAAUCUAUAUUUCCAACAGAAAAGGAUUUAAUGACAUCAAUAGCAAAUACAUCAAUAAAAACUUCAAUAUCUGAUUUAACAGAUCGAUUUAAUAAAUUAAAAGCAAAGGUAUCAGAAACUCAUAUUGAAAGUUGUAUGAAUAAUAAAGAUGAAUUUAAUUCUUCCAAUAUAAUGAAAGAAUGUAUAACUGUAAUGGAAAAAAAUGAAAAAUAUGAUACGAAUAAUAAAUUAAUAGAUGUUGAUGUAUUUACACCAGACAAUAAUAAAGAAUACUGUAAAAAUUCUAUUUCAGAUACAUCAUCGGAUUCUGUUUUUCUUGAAGAAAAUAAAAUUAAUAAAUCAAUACGUCAAGAAGCAAAACUUCUUGCAAGAACUUUUGAGGAAUUGGCUUUAAAAACCAGUUCAGGCUCAAGUAUGGAUGAUUUCAUUACAAACAAUUCUUUAUGGACAUUAGAGUUGUUACCAGCCUUUGAUGAUGAAACUUCUGUUGAAAAUUUGAUCGAAUUGCCGACAUCUCCUGAGGGAACAGAUACAAAAUCAAAAAAUGUAGAAAUUGCAGAGAAUAAAUGUAAUGAUUCAAAUAAAAAUAAAAAAAAUGAAUUUAGCGAUAAUGUGAAAGUAAAAGAUUUAGAAAUGGAACUUGUUGAACCAAUAUUAGUAGAAAAACGUUUUACUGCAGUAACGCUUUUAUUAGAACUUAAAAAAUUAAUUGAAACAGAAAAUAAUGUAGAAGCAAAUAAAUUAGUGAAAAAUUUGGAGAAAGCUUUAGGCAUUAAUUGUGAGAAUAAUACUGAAUUAUUGACUACUUAUCUUAAUGCAACUAAUAAUUUAGCAAAAAGUCCAGAAAAAUCAAAUAACAAUUUGAAUAUGAUAAAAAAUGUAGCAGAACAUAGUAUGGAACACAGUCAAGAAAAUAAUUUAACUAGUAAUUCUAUGGAAAAUAUUAAGGAACCAGAAUUUUUUGAAAAAACAAGCUUUAAUGCAAGUAAAUGUAUUGAUAAUCAAAAAUAUUUAAAUAAUGUAAAUUAUAAAUCAAAAUGUGAAACUCCAGAAACAGAAAUAUAUAUUGAAAAGAUAAAGAAAGAAAAAGAUGAAAAUGAAAUUAUUUCCCAUAAUAAUGAAGAUUCUUACAAACAAGAAAAUAAUUUAAUAAAUGAAAAGAUGGUAAUUGAACUUCUUGCAAAUAUAGGAAAAUUAUUAUGUGAACAGACUGAUGAACAUCCAACUUUGAAUGUACUUAAAAAUUUAGGAAAAGUAUUAAAUUUUACUUCCAAUAAUUGUAAUGUUGAUAAGAAUACAAAAAGUAACAAUGCUUAUAUAGAAAUUCAACAAACUCCAAAGAAAUCAAAAUUAAAAUUUGAAAAUGAAUCUCGAUCGUUAUACUCAAAUUCUACUAACAGAUUAAGUUUAAGUUUAGAAUCAAAGAAGAUAUCAAAUAAUAAAAAUUUUAUUAGGAGAAGUGUAUCUGUAUCUCAAACACCGCCAUUUAAAAAUGAAUCUAAUUUAUCAAUGUUUAAUAGUAAAAGUACAUCUCAAUUAAAAGAAAUAACAAAACGAUUUUCUAGUGAUCCUAAUUUUACUAAAUUAGAAUCAAAUAAAGAAAUUAUUACAAAUAAUGAUAAAAACAUAUUACAAAAAGAUUUACAGAGAGAAAAAUCUUCUACAAUAAGUACUGUUAGAAAUAAAUUUAAGAAAAAAAUUAAUACUAAUAUUAUAAACAAAAAGGGUCCAAUGAAAGCUAUUCUUCCUAUAGGAAAUAUGCAAAAAAGAGAAACUAUUAAUAAAAAAUUAACUUCAUCUAUUGGAACUACAACACCACCUCAGUCUCAUAAAAUAAUUAGUAGUACUCCUAAUUCCACAAAUAAUGAACUUUUAGCAAAAAAAUCACGAUCUGCGAAACCAGUUGCUUCGUCAACUCCAGAUGCUCAAAAUUCUAAAAUACAAAAAGCACAAUCACAAAUAAUUAAUAGUCCUAAAAAACGUAACUUUUCCUGUGAUAUUUCACCUGUAACUACACGCAUAAAUAUUAGUAAUUGCAAUGGAAUGAGUAAUAAUUUACAAAGAAAUACUAAAUUACCAUCUCCAAAGAAAACAACACCUAAACGCCGAACAACAGAAUCUGGUAUUCCAAAAAUACAGACUCCACCUAUAAACAAAAGUUUAAAUUCUUCGUUUGAAGUUAAUCAAUAUGAACGUUUAUAUGAAUCUCCGAAACGUUCAAUAUAUAAACAAUCAAAUUCGCAAAAAAAUUCGCCAAUUUCUUUUAAAAAUAACGGAAAUAAUAUACAACGAAGUCCAUUAAGAGAUAAUAAUAAAAUUGUUCAGAAAGUAAAACCGAUAAAUUUGAUUUCGAAACUUCGGCGCUAUAGUAAUUCAAAUAUAAUGGACAAAGAAAACAGUUACGUUUAAUUUAUAAAAAGUUCUAUUAUAAUUAAUACUUGUGUUAUUAAACGUUCGUAACAUUUAUUACAAUAUGUGAACUUUUUACAUUUAUGUUUUGCAAUAAAAUAUUUGGAA